GGGUUGCCUUUAAUUGGCCCUCAGUGAUGUCGGGUCUAAUCCGGCCCGCGUUUGUGUGGAUGCCGGCGGCAGUUGUAGCGGCUGUAAAGGUUGCAGAGGUCGCCCGUCGAACGCGAUGUGAGCAGGGAGCCCCUCAGGGAUCGGCUGUUGUUGCUCCUGUUACAGGGGCAGAAGGCCCUCAGCUUCUCAUGCCUGUUGCCCAGGCAACAUCAGCACGGCCGCUGCCAAGCGCUCGGAUUGGCUGCCAUCAAUACGCGGCUAACUCCCCUUGUGAAGAUCGACUAGCAUUACAACAGUUCCCGGGUGGAACGCUCUGUGCAUGUGUUUUCGAUGGGCAUGGAGGCUGGCAGGUCGCUGAGUACCUCCGUGGUCAUCUACCAUCGCUGUUGGCCAGUCGACUCCCUCACAAGUCUGGGCAUAUAGACUCUCGUACAAUUGAGUCGGCAUGCAAGGAGGCAUUUAUGGUGGCGGAUUCUGAGUUGGAAAAGCACGCACGGGAAGCUCAGAAACUGGGUUUUUCCCAGACUGUGAAAACUGGCGCCUGUGGAUUAGCACUGCUCAUCACACAGACCAGCCUGGUGGUAGCGAAUGCUGGAGACUGUAAGGCGGUGCUUUAUAGAGAUCAGCGUCCUGCAUUGCCGUUGAAUAUGCAGCAUAACGCCAGCGAUGUACGAGAGCAGAGACGGCUCGAGCUCGAACAUCCUAAUGAGAACAAUGUUGUUAGGUGUAAGAAAGAGUGGCAUGAACCAGUAGUCGUGGCCGUUCCCAAGAGCGGCUGGCUGGCCGUGAAGUCGUGGUUGGGCUACCCCGUCGAGCUAGAGAGAUUGGAACAUGCUACCAAGUACUCGGGCUGUUAUGUCAAGGGCCGUCUCCAGCCGACUCGAAGUUUUGGUGAUUUCUAUCUCAAGUCGGCCGAGUUUCUCUUUAACCAUGCAUCUGGGCGGAACUUCCUACCACCUCCUGACCCAAAGAGUUCUGCUCAUACACUUACUCAACCACUGCAGCACUCCUUCCCCUACAUCACUAGCGAGCCCGAGGUGAUGGUAUAUCCACGACAUGAGGAUGACAAGUUCAUAAUAUUGGGCAGUGAUGGUCUGUGGGAUAAUGUGACUGAUGAAGAAGCUGUAGGGUUCGUGAGGCGACUACUUUUACAAGAAAACAGCAGUUGGAGUGCCAACUCUGUUGCAGAGGCGCUGACAGGAGAGGUGUUGAGUCGAGCAGCGAAGAAGAGCUCCAAGAGCUUAGCGGAGCUCCAGGCUCUCCCACAGGGCAACCAACGUCGGAGGCUCCAUGAUGACAUUUCGGUCUGUAUAAUCGAUCUUCGUCCGAUCAAGGAUCAUUCGUCUACAGUCGGCCAUACCACUAGUGGUUGAAGCUGUACUCCUGAUGGUGGAUAUGGUCGUGGGAGAUAGUGCAGGUCUUGUUUCAGUCUCAGUCUAAAUGCACCAACAAAUAGUACAUGUCUUAAACUUUUU
Molecule: messenger RNA, 1475 nt
Organism: Perkinsus marinus ATCC 50983
Lineage: Eukaryota; Perkinsozoa; Perkinsida; Perkinsidae
Product: protein phosphatase 2c, putative
Exons: 11
Coding region: 27-1373 (448 amino acids)
Biological process (GO): protein dephosphorylation
Molecular function (GO): protein serine/threonine phosphatase activity
Source: RefSeq, a predicted model, not a curated record